Molecule: messenger RNA, 978 nt
Organism: Eutrema salsugineum
Lineage: Eukaryota; Viridiplantae; Streptophyta; Magnoliopsida; Brassicales; Brassicaceae
Product: ORM1-like protein 3
Exons: 3
Coding region: 192-659 (155 amino acids)
Biological process (GO): negative regulation of ceramide biosynthetic process; ceramide metabolic process; intracellular sphingolipid homeostasis
Cellular component (GO): endoplasmic reticulum membrane
Source: RefSeq, a predicted model, not a curated record
GAGAGAGAGAUCAGAGACGGGGAAGGAAGGCAGGAAGGAAGGAAGGGGGAAAUAAAAUAGAAAUCGAGAAGAAGAAAAGGAUCAAUAAUCAUCAUCAUCAUCAUCAUCAUCAUCGUCAAAAUCGGAGGGCGAUCGAAAUUUGGAGAAGAAAGGAAAGGAAACUAGGAAAGAGAAGAUCCAAUCGAAGGUGAAUGAUGUACGUACGGGCGGUUCCGACGACGGAUGUGAAUCGGAACACGGAGUGGUUCACGUAUCCAGGUGUGUGGACGACUUACAUCCUCAUCCUCUUCUUCGGCUGGCUCCUCGUUCUCUCCAUCUUCAACUGCUCCCCUGGCAUGGCCUGGACCAUCGUCCACCUCGCUCAUUUCUCCGUUACAUAUCAUUUCUUUCACUGGAAGAAGGGAACACCGUUUGGGGAUGACCAGGGAAUCUACAACAGGUUGACUUGGUGGGAACAGAUUGACAACGGCAAGCAGCUCACUCGCAAUCGCAAGUUCCUCACUCUUGUUCCUGUUGUCUUGUACUUGAUAGCAUCUCACACGACAGACUAUCAACAUCCGAUGCUCUUUCUGAACACGCUUGCUGUAUUUAUAAUGGUGGUUGCAAAGUUCCCACACAUGCACAAGGUUCGCAUCUUUGGAAUCAAUGCAGACCAAUGAAACCACCACCAUAUGCGUUAUAAUGAACUCAGAUAUAUAUAUAUAUAUAUAUAUGUCUGACCAUCAUCAUGGAUGGAUGGAGCCUUGAAAUGACACAUACAUAUAUGCCACUUUUGUCUUCUUCUUCUUAGAUUUUCCUCGUUAUUAAUGUAAAAGCCAAAGAAGUCAGAGAGAAGGGUUUGUAAGUCUCAACCCGCGGUUUAGUAAAUUUUAAAAUUUUACGUUAUACAGUCGAGACUUUUGGUCAUUGUUGCUUGCUAACUUAUACUGUUAUUGUGAAAUCCAGAAGAAAAAGAAGAAAGAGGAUAUUUGAUUACGA